GAUGGACCACUCGCCAGUGGAGGCUGGAAUACCGCGCGACUCGCACGCGCCACCCGUUUCGAACGAGUUUCAAAUUCAAACCGACGCAGAGUGACAGUUGGUGACUGUGUUUUGUUUUUUUUUUAAGUGCGAAGGAUCAUAUUGAAAAAUUGAUGCUACCUGGACGUAAUGUCAAUGUGAUUGAUUCAACACAGUGGUCCAAGCAACAACAACACGGACAAAAAAGUGAAACAAUGUUAAAAUGAAAGUGUGUGUGGGAUAAAAUCGCAAAUAACUAGGAUGUGAAACGAUGUUGGCAUGUGUGCGGGCGGGCAGAGAGGUUCGCGCGCCGGACGGACACACCGCGCAACGCAGUGUGCAACACAGUGCGCAACGCGCACGAAGCUCACAGCGCAACUUCGAUUGGUGGAUUGUACUGUUUUUCGUGCUGCUUUGCGUUCGAAGCAGCAGGAGCGGCGUAUCGCUGGGCGCGCACCUCGUGUGCGCACGCGUCGCCGGCCUCACCGACAAGCAGCGCAACAUGUGCCGCGCCACGCCCGCCGCCAUCGCCGCCGUUGGGGACGGCCUCAGAAUGGCGUAUGCAGAGUGCCGGCAGCAGCUGUCGGGGCACCGAUGGAACUGUUCUGGAGUGGGCGACGGCAACGAUUUCGGACACGUCAUGCCUUUAGCUACUAAGGAGGCCGCUUUCACGUACGCCAUAACUUCGGCUGGCGUCACGCAUGCGCUGAGCGCGGCGUGCGCGCGUGGCGACCUGCCUGCAUGCGGCUGUGCAGCUAACAGCAGGAGGCGACCAUCGACAGAGCAGUUCCAAUGGGGUGGGUGCGGAGAAGCCGCGUACGGAGCGAGAUUUGCGCGUAGAUUUCUCGAUGCAAGAGAAUUGGAUGCAGACGCGCGAGGACGCAUGAACCUACACAACAACCGCGUCGGCAGGAAGGUGAGCGAGAUGGUGAAAGACCUGGUCCGCCGCGAGUGCAAAUGCCAUGGUGUUUCUGGAUCCUGCGCGAUGCGGACCUGCUGGAGAGCCCUACCCCAGUACAAAGCCGUGGCCACCGCUCUCCGAGAAAAGUACAGAAAGGCCAAGCUGGUCGCACCUCAGCCGCCGCAGUCUCAUCUGGUCAUACGCAGAUCAAAGCAAACGAUGGCGGUGGGCCGGCAACCACGAAAGUCAGAGCUGGUGUACCUGGAGCCAUCCCCGUCAUACUGCGAACCUGAUGCAGUCUCGGGGUCCCUUGGCACACACGGAAGAGUAUGCAACAGAACCUCUAGAGGUGAAGACGGCUGUGAGACACUCUGCUGCGGCCGAGGCUACAACACCGUGCGGGCAGUCAAAGCCACCCAAUGCCGAUGUCGCUUCCACUGGUGCUGUCGCGUCAGUUGUGAGACUUGCGUCGUCCGUACUGAGACGCAUGUAUGUAAAUAACCGUCCAACCAACUGAGACGACUAACAACAGUACUGCAGUUGGAUCCAUUGCUGUUGUCGUGUGUAUAGCCAACUACGUCGUCCGCGCUACGAUGGGCUGAGACUUCAAGCAUCCGUUCUGCCUUCGAUUCCAAUUACUUAUGCUUUUUGACUGACUGGGUUUGAAAAUAAAAUAUAACGGAAAUGAGUGAUUGCUAAUGACUAUGUAGGUAUCGCACUAUUAUCUCAUUGUACAAUAUCUGAAUGUGUUUUGUAAUUUGUACCUAAAUAUAUCUAAUCAAUCAGCUUAUUCAGGCAACCCGGUUUUAAAGCGAUUGUUUACAAUUCAAAUUCAGUCAGUUCGAUGAUGACAGAACCUUUUGUCCACUAUUUUCUGUCACAUAUUCGUCUAUCAUUAGUAUCAUUACUUAUCAAUUUGUUAUCAAUGCUUACUACUGCCAUAUUCUGAAAUUCACCCCACCGAUGAUUAAACACAAUUUUACAAAAAACCUCAAAAACAAGCCCUUUAGCUGCGGUGUUUAAUAAGCAUUUGUACAUACAUUAAUAUAAUGUCUACAUUAUCAUACUUAAUUAAAUAUUAUUAAUUGAUCUGUAUAAAUGCCUCCUAUUCAUAAUGAAGGUAUCUUCUUGUUUUGAACGCACUUCUUAUUCUUGUAUUCCUUUUUGUAGGUGAUUACGCUACCUACUAAAAUUUAUGCCAGUAACUGCAAUAGCUUUUUAAGGUCCGCGACGUAUUUUUUUAACAAACAAAUGGCAGCAUAGUUAGUUUCAAACUGUCCAAAGCUGUAAACAAUAAAUCGUUUUUUGGGGUCUGAAAUGUAAAGUAUUACAAUUAGGACUAAGGAUUAAGUAAUAGUAACUUAUUGGUGUCCGCCCGACACUGGGUUUUUUGCCGAAACCGAAGGUUCAGUUUUGCUCUAGUUUCUGUCGAAUAGAAACCAAACGUUCGGCCGAAACAUAUCACUGUAUCACUGUAUCACAGUUUCGGCGCGGUCGAAAGGUUCUGCAGUCUUUUGGCCGAAACUGAACCUUCGGCUGAAACAUGAUUUUUCUGCUGAAACCUGCCGUAACUAAAAAUUUUGGUGAGACACUACUUCUUAUGUCCUUCCUCGGGCAUGGGGUCAAAAACUAGUUUGGAACCUUAUGAAGCUAGUGCGAGCUAGUGCGAAAGUAUUUUCUUACGAAGAGCCGUCCAAAUCCACUUACGGUAAUCUAUUUUGCAGUACAGUCAGCAACAGGAGUAACUAAGCGGGCUAAGCGACCAAAAAAAAACUCAAUACAACAUUGUUGCUAAGAGAGUACAAUAUCAAUUAUCACGUGAACUUUUCGGCUUGGGCUGGUGGAGAGAGAACUUCUCUCAGAGAAGAGUUGACUAGAUAUAUAGACAUAUAGAUAAACUAAAGGUGCAUCCACACCGCCAGUUCGUUUUUGUGGAGCAAUUGUGGAGCAACACUGUGCAGCAGUGCCUAUGUAACAAGGUAAAUUACCUAAUGUUACCGUGUUACACAGUGUUGCUCGACAAAAGUUAGAUGCGGUGUUGAUGCACCUGUAAUAAACGCGUGUGUAAAUCGUUUAGAAAACAUAUCGCCCAUCAAGCUACUUCUGAUGCUGGCUGUAAUAAUAUGUAAAUAAACUUCACAUGUACACGUUUUCAUCCUUACAACCAUUUUUCAUGCAUUUAAAGUAAGACUCAACGGCUUUAAAAUAGUAUUUUUAAGUGUUUCUUAAAUUUAAUAAGUACUUAACUCGUCUUAAACAUUCCACGUAGAUUAAGUUAACUUAUUCACUUAAUAUUGCGAUUUUUUUGAAUAAAAGUUUGACACAUUUGAAA
Messenger RNA from Cydia strobilella, 3251 nucleotides. It is a transcript of the gene Wnt2, whose product is annotated as protein Wnt-7b. NCBI's taxonomy places the organism in Eukaryota, Metazoa, Arthropoda, Insecta, Lepidoptera, Tortricidae. Bases 290 to 1420 code for a protein of 376 amino acids. The transcript has 9 exons. Gene Ontology annotation, biological process: canonical Wnt signaling pathway; neuron differentiation; multicellular organism development. Gene Ontology annotation, cellular component: extracellular region. The record is from RefSeq and is a predicted model, not a curated record. Gene Ontology annotation, molecular function: cytokine activity; frizzled binding.